Molecule: messenger RNA, 2265 nt
Organism: Anopheles coustani
Lineage: Eukaryota; Metazoa; Arthropoda; Insecta; Diptera; Culicidae
Product: zinc finger protein ZFP2-like
Exons: 3
Coding region: 52-2133 (693 amino acids)
Biological process (GO): regulation of transcription by RNA polymerase II
Cellular component (GO): nucleus
Molecular function (GO): zinc ion binding; RNA polymerase II cis-regulatory region sequence-specific DNA binding; DNA-binding transcription factor activity
Source: RefSeq, a predicted model, not a curated record
AAUCCGAUUUUAGUAUAAUUAUUAGUGAAAACUCAAUCUUCCAACAUCAAAAUGCCCCCGGAAGCUAGUUCAACCAUCGAGCUGACGAAUCUCACCUGUCGCUUGUGUUUGAACAACAACGACACUCUUAUUCCGCUGGCGUACGGACUUUCCCAGGAAGAACAGCAGCAUGUCAUAGUUAAGCUACUAAACAUCGACCUGCAAGAAAAUUGGCCUUUCAAUAGCGCCUGCCACAACUGUGUCAUGAAGGUUCGGCUGGUCGAAAGCAUCCGAUCGCAGUUUGAAGAGAAAAACCGCAUCUUCGACGUGCUCUGGACCCAGUACAAACGAUUGCACUUUUCAAACGUAGUAACAUCGAGCAGUGCUACCAAAAGCGCCCCCAAAGAGGAGGUUCCCAAAACGAAGACGGUAACGUCGGGAUACAUCAUCGACGGAUUUGUGGUGGAAAAAACCGAGCUUGAAGUGGGCGGAGAGACUAUAUUGAUCAAAGCCGAAUCGGAGCAACGUGGAGGCAUCAUCAAGCGGGAACUGUACGAAGAGGAAGAUGAAAUUGUGGAGGAAAACAAUGCAAUUUACGAUGAACUUACGUUGGUGGAAAAUGUGCUGAACGAUACGCAGGAACUGAUCGAGGAAGACAAAGAGGGCGAACUGGAGCCCGACUUGGAGGACGACAUGAUAGAGGAGCAUAUUUUGGAGCAAGAUGAGUUCAGAAUGUCAAUUGGUGAUAUCCAUGAGCAGGUCGAGGUGGAUGAGGAGUUGGACCUGGAGCAAGGGCUCCAGUCGGAACAGGACGAUACUGAAAUCGUCCAUGAAGGCUCUGAUACUUGUGAAGAGGGCGAGGAAGCGUCGUGGCAAGAUGAUGGUUUCUACGACGAAACACUUAAUCGCUGCUACGUGUGCAUGGAAACAUUUGAUACACCCGAUCAACUGAACAGCCAUAUUGAUGACAUGCACCAGCACCUUUUACCAUUCCAUUGCGAUAAAUGCCUUGCGUACUUUACAUCCAUUGAAGAGGUGAAUCAGCAUCUCAUAACCCACAUGUAUCCGUUCGUGUGUCUCUAUUGUCCUCGCAAGUACUGCAGUGAGGACCUGUUGCUGCAGCACAACAAGGAAUGUCGAGCUUACCGCUGCCCGCACUGUACGGCCGAAUUUGAAAUAAUGGCCCAUCUGAACGCGCACAAAAAGAAGCAUACGGCGCAGCUUCGGGCCAUGAAUCAAUGCAAAACUUGUGGUAAAACAUUCGCGCACGCAUGCAAUCUGCUGAGGCACGUUAAAUCACGUAAAUGCAAUGCCGGUGGGAACGCAUCAAAACGUAACCCUGGUCACAAGAUGCCCGAUGAACGGAGAGGGUCGGUGAAAUUGUUGAGUGGUGCCCGCAGGAACAGUUUAGACCAGCGCAUUAAGAAUCUGCUGGUGUGUCAGGUGUGCAGCCAGAAGUUCGAGAGCAACUGCAACCUGGCGCGGCACAUUGAACGCGAACAUGCCGACUUUAACUUUCCCCUGUACCCAUGCGACGUCUGCCCGAAAAAAUUCACGGUGUUCGAGAAGUGCAUACGCCACCGGACGUUCCACAGGCGAGCCCAACCGAAACCGAAGCUUUCCAAAAAGGCCGAGACGACGUGUAAGAUUUGCCACAAGGAGUUCCGCGUGGAUCACUUGAUGCUGCGCCACUUGUCUGAGGAACACUCGUUGACGCUUGAACUGUUCCAGUGCGACCAGUGCGGGCGCAAGUUCUCAACGGAGAUUAAGCUCCGGAAGCAUCAUUACAAUAGUCACCGGAAAAACAAGACACUCUACGUGUGCUCGCACUGUGGGCAAAAGUUCGAAAAGAAGCUCACAUUAAAGGACCACGAGACGAAGCAUCUUGGAGCGCCCGCGUACCAGUGCCACGUGUGCGACAAAACGUUCAUCCACAAGCACAGCCUGGACCGCCACGCGCUAGUACACAGUGACGUUAAGCAAUUCGCGUGCGAUAUAUGCAACAAAACUUUCAAGCGAAACACCACCCUUGUAAUUCAUAGACGAAUUCACACCGGAGAGAAACCAUAUCUGUGUGAACCCUGCGGCCUCCGGUUUAUUGACUCGAGUACGCUUAUCAAACACAGGCAGCGGGCACACUCGAAGCCCGAGUGACCCCGAUGAGCAGGUGAUCUUUCCAAUUAUACACUGGUCGUUAGGUUGAAUUUUUGAUGUGGAUAGUUUUUAUUUCAGAUGUGUGUCAGAGGAAUAUUUAAAAUUAAUUGCACAUGUAAUUAAAAACUACAA